GGUCUCGUCAGCUGACCACCACUCAAAACGCUUCACGUGUUCUCACCGGCGCAAGAUAACCUUAUCGGCUCACCAUAAUUCAAUCACUCCCUCUCUCUCUCUCUCUCUCUUCUCUCUCUCUGUGAUAAUUCAAACAUCCCACGCCCCAUUCCUCUCUCUCUCUCUCUAGCAAACAAUGGAGUCGCGAGUGCUGUCUGGCGCCACCACCGUCUCCGCCGGCAUCCCCCGCCUGUCGAAGCCGGCGAGGCUGAACCCCACCUGCUUCGCGGCCGUGAGGCUCGCCGGAGCCGUUGAUGGCUUCGGCGGAAAUCUCAUCUGGGGGAGGCAGCUACGGCCAGCUAUACUCCUCGAGAGCUCGUCGCCUUUGGCUUCCAGUGUUCCGGUGACGAAGCGCGAGAUUCUCCGGCCGAGCCUUGCCGCCGCGUCGUCGCCGGCAGAGGGCAGCGAUUCCUCCGGGGAUGCUAAGGUCGGGUUUUUGGAGAAGUACCCAACACUUCUUACCGGGUUCUUCUUUUUCAUGUGGUACUUUCUGAACGUGAUUUUCAACAUACUGAACAAGAAGAUCUACAAUUACUUCCCAUACCCCUAUUUUGUGUCAGUUAUACAUUUGGGCGUUGGUGUGGUGUACUGUUUGGUGAGCUGGGCUGUGGGCCUUCCUAAGCGCGCUCCAAUGGACUCAAACCAACUGAAGCUGCUCAUUCCCGUCGCUGUGUGUCAUGCUUUAGGCCAUGUAACCAGCAAUGUUUCAUUUGCAGCAGUUGCUGUCUCAUUUACUCACACAAUCAAAGCCCUGGAGCCUUUCUUCAAUGCUGCUGCUUCUCAAUUCAUACUUGGACAGCAGAUACCCCUGACUCUAUGGCUAUCACUGGCUCCGGUUGUUCUUGGUGUUUCAAUGGCUUCAUUGACUGAGCUGUCAUUCAACUGGUUGGGAUUCAUCAGUGCGAUGAUUUCCAACAUCUCCUUCACUUACAGGAGUAUAUACUCGAAGAAAGCUAUGACUGAUAUGGACAGCACUAAUUUGUAUGCUUACAUUUCCAUUAUUGCCCUCUUUGUCUGCAUUCCACCUGCCAUCAUUUUCGAAGGACCUCAACUUCUCAAAUCUGGGUUUAGUGACGCCAUUGCUAAAGUAGGGCUAACAAAGUUCAUCACAGAUCUGUUUUGGGUGGGAAUGUUCUACCACCUCUACAAUCAGUUAGCAACGAAUACCCUUGAGAGGGUGGCACCUCUUACGCAUGCAGUUGGCAAUGUGUUGAAGCGUGUUUUUGUGAUUGGCUUCUCAAUCAUCGUCUUUGGUAACAGGAUUUCAACACAAACUGGCAUUGGAACAUGCAUUGCGAUUGCUGGAGUGGCUAUCUACUCGUUCAUUAAGGCCAAGAUGGAGGAGGAGAAAAGGCAAAUGAAAUCGGCAUGAGAGAAAACAACACAUCCACGUGGAGGGAUCUUUGUUGUGGAUGUACACGCAUUUCCAUCCAACAGAUAGAGAUGAUGAAUCCAGUAUUCCACCAUCUCUUUGCGAAGUUAUCUUUUUGCUCGAAUUUCUUCAAUUCAAAGUACAAACAACUGAUAAACUGUGAUGAUCUCAUGUUUACUAGAAAUAAAAUGAUGUAUCAUCUCUGUUUUUCCAUCAUCUCGUCUAUUAAAAGCUCUGUCGGAAGUUAACGGAAUCUCUUUGAUAAAUUAUGUUAAUAAUAUUGAUCAUUAUGUGCA
Rhododendron vialii is the source of this 1707-nucleotide messenger RNA. Its product is annotated as triose phosphate/phosphate translocator, chloroplastic. NCBI's taxonomy places the organism in Eukaryota, Viridiplantae, Streptophyta, Magnoliopsida, Ericales, Ericaceae. Gene Ontology annotation, molecular function: antiporter activity. Gene Ontology annotation, biological process: transmembrane transport. The transcript has 12 exons. Gene Ontology annotation, cellular component: Golgi apparatus; membrane. The record is from RefSeq and is a predicted model, not a curated record. Bases 176 to 1411 code for a protein of 411 amino acids.